Molecule: messenger RNA, 1241 nt
Organism: Sphaeroforma arctica JP610
Lineage: Eukaryota; Ichthyosporea; Ichthyophonida
Exons: 10
Biological process (GO): N-glycan processing
Cellular component (GO): glucosidase II complex
Molecular function (GO): protein binding
Source: RefSeq, a predicted model, not a curated record
CAGAUAAACGCUAUGGUGACGCAUCGUUCACGUGUGACGGCGGAAAGCUGAUCAUUCCCUCAGCACAAGUAAACGAUGACUACUGUGAUUGCGAAGAUGGCACGGACGAACCUGGUACAUCGGCGUGUGCGACGGGAACGUUCUACUGCGAGAACACUCUACACAAACCAAUGGUCAUCCCCUCCAACCGCGUGCACGAUGGCAUCUGUGACUGCUGUGACGGCUCAGACGAGGCGAGUGGGUGCGAAGAUAUCUGCGAUAAAAUUGGCCAAGUGGCCCGAGCGGAGGCGGAACGGGUGGCCAAAGUACAGCACAUGGGCUAUCAAAUGAAGCUGAUCAUGAUCAGCGAGGUAGCAGACGCAAAGAAAAAGGUGGCCGAUACCAUUGUGCAGCUGAAACAGGACCUUUACGAUCACGAGGAAGAGAGGACGAGACUGCAGGCCGUGCUGGACGAAGUCAAAGCGGUGAAACAAGCUGAAGAGGCCGCUGCUGCCGAAAAGGAAGAGGUCGCGGACGAGCAAGCGCCAUCGGACGAUGGCGAUGACGCGUCCGAUGACUCAGCCGAGAAGGCCGCAACAACAGACGCCGACAGCGACGACGAAGACUUUUUUGACGAUGAGGAUGAGGCGGAUGCAGAUGAGGUGCCGCAGGAAGACAUCAAGCUGACUAUCCGAGACUUGGAGAAGCAGGUUAGAGAACACCGGUAUAAGAAAUCGCCCCUGGAAGUGGAGCUGCGCAAGCUCGAGAAGCAACUGGAUGCGGACAUCGACUACGGAGAGAACGAGGAAUGGUUCAAACUAUCACUUGAGUGCCUCAAACACAAAGCCGAGGGUGACACCUUCGAGUACGAGCUGUGUCCGUUCGAUCAGGUCAAGCAAACUCCCGGGAACAUCAACUUAGGGAAAACGUUUGAGUGGUCUGGCGGCCCUGAAACAGAUGAGAAUCCGCUCGGACAAUACUCUGAGAUGACCUACACCGACGGGCAGCAGUGUUGGAAGGGCCCUCCACGCUCCACCACGAUACGAGUGCUUUGUGACAUCACCACUCGAAUUGAGAAUGUGAAUGAACCCAACAAGUGUGUGUACUCGAUGGAUCUAUACACGCCACUCGCCUGCACGGAACCAGUCGAGCGACCAGACGAACACGAAUCGGGAGACGAAAUAAUUCACGAUGAAAUAUGAGGUGAAAGCUGAGUCCUCAAUUAAUGCCAUGAAUAAAAUGAUCCGAGUAUAUAUAUCUGA